AUGGCGCACGCCGAUACCCAAUCCCCGGCAUCCAAAAAGCUCGAGUCGCGACCCAAGAAAGCGAAGGAUUCUCCCACCACCGAAGACGAUACCAAGCUAGAGAAGAAGGACAAGAAGAAGCGCAAGAAGUUUGAGUCCGAAGAAGCGGCGCCCGAGACAGAUGGCGAAUUGAAGAAGAAAAAGAAGCGCCGUCACGCCGAAGACGAUGGCGAGCAGAAGGACAAAGACACUGAAUCGCGCAAGAAGAAGAAGCGAGUCUCAUUUGGACCUGGAACGAAGGAGAAUGACGGUGACUCCGACAGCGACUCCGACGCCGCUGAGAGCAACGAAGCCGCCGUCUCUGACGGAGCCGACGCAGACAUCGAAGACAAAGAGGCCGAUAAGGCCCUUGAAGAGAUGAAGAAGCGGAAGCGCGAGAAGAAGAAGCAAAGAAAGACCGGCACUGUCUCGACCGAAGGCCAAAUUCACGAGACCCCCAUCCUCUCCUACUUAAGUCACUACCACCGAGCACGCGAAACAUGGAAGUUCCAGAAGAACCGUGAGACCAACUUGUUCAAGCACCUGUAUUCCCUUGAGCAUGUUCCUGCCCGCUACAACACCUCCUUGCUGGUCUACAUUCAAGGUCUGAAGGGCGAUGCUGCCAAGCAAAGAAUGAGCGAUGCCGCGAGAGAUGUGAUCAAAGCCGACAUGGACCUUGACAAGCCAAAGGAUGACGAAGCGGAGGAAACAACAGACCCUGCCUACCAACAGGCCAUCGAAUCAUUCAGGGAACGCCUUUCCGAGGGUAGCGAGGAUCUGGAUAACUCCGACAUCCCCGAAGAAUUGAGCGCAGACGCCCAAAAGCGUCUGCCCAAGAGACAGCGAGGAGAGCUGGUCUUCUUCGCUGUAACCGGCAAGCUGUUCAGCGCCGAGGAUGCGAAGCCGAAACGCAAACCCAAGGUCGUUGAGCCUCCAGCCAACAAGAAGCGGAAGAACAGAACCAUGGUCGUCGACAUCAGCAGCAGUGAGAGUGACAGCGACGAUGACACUCCAUCUUCCAAGAAGAGUGUUAGCAAGUCUGCGCCGGAUAUCAGCGAUGAUGAGACCUCCUCCAGCGGUAGCAGCAGCGACAGCAGCAGCAGCAGCAGUGAUAGCGAUGACUCUGAUGCUGUUGCCCCUACCCCUGCUCCCGCCAAGCAGCCUGCACCGACGUCCUCCGGCCCCAGUGAAGUGGCGCCAAAGAAGAAUGCUAAGAAGCAGAAGUUUGUCCCUGAAAAGAAGGAACCCAAGGCGCCCAAGAAGACACAGAAGCGAAAGCUCCGAACUGCCCAGAUCGAGAUCUCGAGCAGUGAAAGUGAUAGCGAUUAG
Molecule: messenger RNA, 1347 nt
Organism: Penicillium olsonii
Lineage: Eukaryota; Fungi; Ascomycota; Eurotiomycetes; Eurotiales; Aspergillaceae
Source: the annotation of a GenBank genome assembly